UAUAUAUAUAUAUAUAUAUAUAAUAUUAUAAUAGUAUAAUAUUGUUGUAAAACUAUUUUCAUUAUAGUCACUUCAGUAUAUAUCAGUUCAAUUCCAAUUCCAAACCUUUGCUCCCAUUGUUUUCAAUUAAUUAAUUAAUUAAUAUAAUUAUUAAUUUAUUUAUACUGCAUUAGUCUUUAGACUGUUCUUAACUUUUGAUUAACUUCAUAGAUAGACUUAUUGAUUUUAUCUAUAUUGAAAUUUCAAAGGUAUCAUCCUCAUAUAGAUUCCACAACUUCGCACAUAAUAAAGUUAUACAAAGAUGAAUAACGAAUACGAUUACUUAUUUAAAUUAUUAUUAAUUGGUGAUUCUGGUGUUGGUAAAUCUUGUUUAUUAUUAAGAUUUGCUGAUGACAAUUAUACUCCAGAUUAUAUUUCAACUAUUGGUGUUGAUUUUAAAAUCAGAACCAUCGAUUUAGAUGGUAAAACAAUUAAAUUACAAAUUUGGGAUACUGCUGGUCAAGAAAGAUUUAGAACCAUUACUUCUUCUUAUUAUCGUGGUGCUCAUGGUAUAAUCAUUGUUUAUGAUGUAACUGAUCAAGAAUCUUUUAAUAAUGUUAAACAAUGGUUACAAGAAAUUGAUCGUUAUGCCACUGGUGGAGUGAUGAAAUUAUUGGUUGGUAAUAAAGCUGAUUUAUCAGAUAAAAAAAUUGUUGAAUAUACUGCUGCUAAAGAAUUUGCUGAUGCUUUAGAUAUCCCAUUUUUAGAAACUUCUGCUCUUUCUUCAACCAAUGUUGAACAAGCUUUCUUCACUAUGGCCAGACAAAUUAAAGCUCAAAUGACUAAUAAUAGUGGUGCUAACAAUUCUUAUAAUUCUGGUAAAGCAAAUGUUAACUUGAAGGGUCAAACUUUGGCUCAAGAUCAAAAUAGUUCAUGUUGUUAGAUUAUUAUAGGUUCUAUUUUCUUUGCUAUUGCCAUUUGUUUUUUUUUUUCACUAUGAUUAUUCCUUUUAUUCUUAUUGAUAGUGGUUAUUUAGAGUAACUAAUUCGAAUUUGAAUUCGAUUUAGACUAUCACUAUAAUCUCAAUCUCUAGUUUUUUAUAAUUUGAUUCUUAUUUUAUUUUUAUUGUCUUUGUUAUUUGGGCCUAAAUAAGAUUAAACUAAUAUAUUAGUACCUUUUCAGUAAAU
This is a messenger RNA of Scheffersomyces amazonensis, 1166 nucleotides long. RefSeq names its product Rab family GTPase (gene YPT1). Gene Ontology annotation, biological process: vesicle-mediated transport. Gene Ontology annotation, molecular function: GTPase activity; GTP binding. The record is from RefSeq and is a predicted model, not a curated record. The transcript has a single exon. Bases 302 to 922 code for a protein of 206 amino acids. NCBI's taxonomy places the organism in Eukaryota, Fungi, Ascomycota, Pichiomycetes, Serinales, Debaryomycetaceae.